Closterium sp. NIES-65 is the source of this 1266-nucleotide messenger RNA. The record is from the annotation of a GenBank genome assembly. NCBI's taxonomy places the organism in Eukaryota, Viridiplantae, Streptophyta, Zygnematophyceae, Desmidiales, Closteriaceae.
AUGGGCGGCCCCGUCGCUGCCCUUCGCGGCCACGUCGCCGCCCCUAGCGGCCCCGUCGCCGCCCUUCGCGGCCCCGUCGCCGCCCUUCGCGGCCCCUUGCGGCCUCUUCUUAGCCCCGUCGCCACCCUUCCCGGCCCCUCCUCGGCUCCUCCGCCACCAGCAGCAGCCGCCGCCGCCGCCUGCAGUAGCCGACAGCAGCAAACGCCGCCGACAACAGCGGCGGCCACCACCAGCAGCAGCCGUCGCCGACGACAGCAGCGACUGCCGCCGCCACUAACAGCAGCAGCUACCGCCGCGGUCCCGGCUCUGUGCCUGCCGACGCGCCUCGGCCCUGCCUCACUGCUUGCCAGCCCCUACCUACCAGCCCUGUGCGAUAGGAAGGACGGUCUCUCCCUGUUCGAUCUCACGUCUGGCGCCUCUACUGCCCGUGCUGCCGAUGCUGACAGCAUUGUUCGCUCACAGUGGGCCACACGCGAAGCUGCUACUCGUCUUGCUGUGCGUAGUCACUUGCCGUCCACUGAGCGCGCGCACUUUAGUCAGUACAAGAGUGCUAAGACCUUGGACCACUUUCAAUCUGUUUGCCGUACCACACUCACCGUUGACCUCCUCAAGGAGCGCCUCCUGGCAGCUGAGAAGAGUACAGUCCCUGUAGGAGCCUCUUGUGGUGACCCUCGUGCCCCCGUCUUUGAGAGGUGCUCCCCCUCCCCCCUUUUGCCCUCUGUUGCCUCUGCUGUUGCCGUCGACUUCGUUGGCACCGAGUCGGUCCGCACUGCGUCUGCCCCUAGCGGGCGACGCCGCACCGGCAAGGGCAAGGGGGGCAAGGGCGCUAGAGGGGCUCGAGGGGGCGGUGGAGGUGGCGGUGGAGGAGGCGGAGGGAGUGGGGGUGGUGGAGGGAGUGGUGGCGGGGGUGGGGGCUUCGGUGGCGGCGGUGGAGGCGGAGGCGGAGGCGGCGGCGGUGGCGGUGGGAGCGGAGGAGGAGGCGGCGGCGGCGGUGGCGGAUGUGGCGGCGGAGGAGGUGGAGCUAGUCGAGGUGGCUCUGCGCAGGGGGGCGGCUUCGGUGGUGGUCAGCGCCAGCAGCAGCAGCGCACUCGUGAGACCCCGCCCCCCCAGCAGCUUCGUGAGUGGUACGCUUCGCGUCAGCGGGGUGGGGGUGCUAGUCCCUGUACCUACGUCCUGCGUACCGGCGACCGUACGGGUGAGCAGUGCGGGGGCCCGCACCCCACCCAGCGCUGCUUCGGCCGCCUGACGGACGCCUGGCGUCUCUAG